Paracoccidioides brasiliensis Pb18 is the source of this 1608-nucleotide messenger RNA. RefSeq lists its product as uncharacterized. Gene Ontology annotation, biological process: transmembrane transport; intracellular polyamine homeostasis. Gene Ontology annotation, molecular function: polyamine transmembrane transporter activity. The transcript is spliced from 3 exons. The record is from RefSeq and is a predicted model, not a curated record. Bases 1 to 1608 code for a protein of 535 amino acids.
AUGGCUUCGUCCGAGCCAGAGCUGGAGGUGACUCGCUUGCCAGCCUUGGGAUGUGAAGCGGCAGCAGCAACAGCAAAAGAAGAAGAGAAAAAGCCUGAAGGAAUUGACAGAAUUGACCAGAGGAACGGAGUAGCCGAGCUGGAGACGCCAGCGGAAGAGGAUAUGGCAGUGGAUGGUAAAUCAAUGAGGGCAACUUCGCUUUGUGAAGAGGAAAGGGGAAGUGUCUGCUGUGCAGCGAGGCAGCGUAUCAGUUUAUACUCCACUGCUGUGAAAGUUCCUAUCAAUAAACGUCGAGGCUUCUUAGGACAUCUCACGCUGCUGCCAGAGGUUGAGGACCCAAAAAAAUAUCCUCGUAAAACGAAAUGGCUGAUCACAAUGAUUAUCGCUCUUGCAGCCGCGGGGGCGCCUAUCAGCAGUGCUAUAUUUUUCCCUUCCCUUGGCGAAAUUGCGUCUUCACUCCACACAACCCCCACUGUCGCCAACCUUUCUGUUGCGCUAUUCAUGCUGAGCAUGGCCAUAUUCCCUUUGUGGUGGUCCUCGUUCAGUGAAACCUUCGGUCGUCGCUCAAUAUACAUCAUUUCAUUCAUUCUAUUCGCCGUAUUCAACAUCCUAUCCGCCAUAGCGACCAAUAUAGAAAUGCUUAUUGUCAUGAGGCUAUUGAGUGGCGGAGCCGCAGCUUCAGUUCAGGCAAUUGGGGCGGGGACAAUUUCAGACAUUUGGGAAUCACGAGAGAGAGGUCAAGCAAUGGGUAUUUUCUACCUGGGACCGCUCUGCGGACCUUUAUUCGCCCCAAUCAUUGGUGGAAUAAUGUCGCAGGCCUGGGGUUGGAGGAGCACACAGUGGUUUGUGACGAUUUACGGAGGAGCUGCGCUAGUCAUGAUCCUUUUUGGUCUCCCAGAGACCCUAGUUGUGCGAAGGAACCUAACGGCUGAGGUAGAACCGGAGGUUGAGUUGAUUCGUCCUCUCAGCCGGGUGUCUACACGACAAGUUGUUCAAAGCACUGCCAGAUGGCUAAAGAUCAGCAAAAUCGCCAUCAUUGAUCCACUUAAGAUCUUGCUUUUCCUACGCUUUCCGGCCGUUCUUUUGACCGUGCUCUAUGCCAGCAUCACAUUUGCGUCAUUAUAUGUGCUGAACAUCAGUAUUCAAUCUACUUUCAGCAAGGCGCCGUACAACUUCUCGACAUUGAUUGUUGGAUUACUGUAUAUUUCGCAUUCAGUUGGUUAUGUAAUUUCCAGUGUGGUCGGCGGUAUGUGGAUGGAUUCUAUAAUGCAACGUGAGGCCAAAAAAGCGAAUAGGGUGGAUGAGAACGGAAUGCUCAUCUACCGCCCAGAGGAUAGGAUGCGAGAGAAUGCUUGGCUUGCUGCUUUCAUCUAUCCAGCAGAAUUUAUGCCCAAUCGAUCGGCCUCAAGCGUUGCUGUGAAUAAUUUCGUGCGCAAUGCCUUCGCAUGUAUUGGAGGCAUCAUUGCCGCUCCGGCCCUUGAGGCUCUCGGGAAUGGCGUGCUAUUCACAAUCAUCGCCUGUGCGGCAUUUUGUGGGGCAUCGGUAAUUUGGGCAAUGAAGCGGUUCGGUCCGCGAUGGCGGAUUGCCAUGGAGGCAAGUAUGAAUUAA